CCCGUUCCUAAUUUUUCUCUAUCCUUCUUUCCCUCCCUAAUCCCUCCCCCCCACCCCUCAUUUUAUCAGCCACCCCAAAAUCUUCUUCUUCAAGAUUUCUCUGUUCCAUCUUUGUCUCCUCAUCCUUUUAACAGCAUUUCCAAUCUAUUCUCUGAUGUCCUUAAAUUGUUUUCAUUCUUUAUUCAUCUUCACAAUUUGUCCAGCACCUCAACAUCUCUCUGCCUCUAAUCCCAACCUAUAUAGCCUCUCUUUCAUGCUCUUUAGUGUGCCCACCUACUGACUUGUGCUUUACCCUCCUGCCCCAAAUCUCUCCCACACCCCUAAAUCCCAGUUCUAUACUAUCUGGAUGCAUUUCUAUGAAUGUAGCCCUUAAGCUUUGUGUGUCGCGGGGGUAUCGCCACCCCACCUCCAAAACAACGUGGUACUGUAUGCCAGGAAAGACCUUGCAAUAUGUGGGAGAGGAAGAAGAGGAGGGAGUUGUGUACAGUUUGUACCUGCGCAGCUCAAGCACACAACAGACACCAACUAGAGUAUUAACUCUUCGGGCUGGCACUCUCCCUAAACUCGUUCUCCAUCUGUUGAAGGCUCGAGUUCUGGGGGACACAAGCUAUAUCCCAGUAUUCCUUGCAACAUAUCGCGCCUUCUCUAGUACCAGUGAAGUACUAAGUAUACUGCUAGACAGGCUACAAGAUGAAGCGGGUACACACACUUCUGAUAACCAUGAGUGGAAUGAUGACGAUAUCAGCAGUCUCUUCUGCGGUUGGAUGUCUCAGUACCCAGAAGAUUUUGUGUCUCUGGAUUCUGAGACCAGGCAACGCCUGUCUCUUCGACUUUCAAAACUGUCAAUAACCAGCUUGGGAACAAAACUUCAGGGACUGAGUGUGGCUGAGAAAAAUGGACCUGAACCAAACCCUGGUGCGGCAGAGGAGAGCGCAUUAACCGACCCGCUAGAGAUUCUAACCUACCUGGCUGCAUAUGUAGCAGAGCAACUUACCUCUAUAGAAGCAUCUCUUUUCCUGCGCGUCGUGCCUUUUGAGUGUCUGGGUUCGGUGUGGUCACGGAGAGACAGAGGCAGAGAACAUUGUCACCGGUGUCGCUCAGUUAGAGAGACUGUCCGUCACUUUAAUCAAUUGUCGGGUGCUGUGACGGACUCGUGCGUGAGAGACCCCAACCUUAAACCUCAGCAGAGAGCGCGGGUCAUUGAGAAGUGGGUGAGAGUUGCAGAGGAAUGUUGGAGUCUCAGAAAUUUCUCAUCUGUCUACGCUAUCCUCUCAGCCUUACAGAGCACCGCUGUGCAUCGACUAAAGAGAGUGUGGGCUGAGAUAUCCAGGGAAGUCUUACGGAGUUAUCAAGAAAUGAGUGACGUUUUCUCAGAGAGAGAUAACUACACUCGAAUGAGAGAGCUGCUUUUCCAGUCUCAGGACACCUCUGAUGUUACGUCCAAAAAACACCCCCCUCGCUCUAAGGACCCACGUGCUUCAGGUGUAGUACCUUAUCUCGGUGUCUUCCUCACGGAUCUUGUUAUGUUGGAUUCAGCAAUAAGAGAUCAACUGGAGAAUGGUUACUUGAAUUUCGAGAAGAGAAGAAAGGAGUUUGAGUCGCUGUCUCAGAUCCGCCUUUUGCAAUCUGUCUGUCUAGGGUAUCGUCUAACUUCUGACCCACAGUUUGUCAGCUGGUUUCAGGGGCUAAAGCCCUUGAAUGAGACAGAGUGCUACCGGCUCUCGUGUGACAUUGAGCCUACGCAGGACGUAGCAAAUGUUCCAACCCCAGCCAAACCUACAGUUAUCAUCACACACUGCACAGAACUCCUGGCUUCUAUUGCUGCACCGUUUGGGCCCGGUCUGCACCUCGUGUCCUGGGACACACCUUCUGACAGGCUGAUGCUCCCUGGCCUGACUCAGCAACAGAAAAGCCCCUCUGUUCCGACACUGGAUUUGCCAAACUCUCCCAAGGGAUUUCUCUCAUCAGGGCGCACACACAGACGUUCCGCUUCCUGUGGCAGUCCCAUAAACGCCCCUGCAGAGCUGAACUUAUCCCCCAACAGUGCUUCAGAUCCAUCAAAAUCUCACAAUCCCACCUCAGAGCAUCGCAUCAUCCGUGCACGCGUAGAACCCACAGAGAUCAACAGUGUGUACAAGAGUGUGCUGAUCAGCAGUCAGGAAAAAGCCCCGGCAAUCAUAGAUCGAAUCCUCAGGAAGCACCAUAUGAGUUAUCAAGGAUCCCAUGAACUGGUUCAGUUACUACCAGGGGGAAAAGAGCUGGUAAUACCUGGAAAGGCCAACGUCUACUACGCCAUGAGCUCAGCCAGUCUAGAUUUUGUGGUCCGUCCAAUCCAGGCUGUACCUUCUGUGCCAUCUCCAGAAUCAAGGCACCCAACUCGGGCGCAAAUAAGCGCCACCUUUCCCAAGGUUAAGGCAAAGGCAGAAGACCUUGCACGAGCUUUGUUCUAGAGGUCGCCAUAACGGCAAAAAGUGAUGUUGUGGAGGGUUCUAGGUUAGCGAUACAAGAUGAGAUCCUCAAACUCUACAGGAAGCCAUAUGGACACUGGCAGAAUCCCCAAUGUCACAUUACGCAUGCCAUAUUAAAUGACGCUCUCUACUUGAAGUGAUGUUACCAAAGCUGCCUGCUCGACAGAAAAUAAUUUUUCAAAGUGUUUGGUGCUUUUCUGUCCAUAAGAACUGAUGCAGUAACGAUGUAAAAAAAAAAAAAAGAGGACACAACCAUUUUGUCCCACGCCGGAAGUGACAAACUGCAAACAGUUAUAUACAUGCUGCUCUGUUUUCUAUACACUACUAAUAAAACACUAUAAUAUAUA
Messenger RNA from Bombina bombina (fire-bellied toad), 2815 nucleotides. RefSeq names its product ral guanine nucleotide dissociation stimulator like 2 (gene RGL2). The transcript is spliced from 17 exons. The record is from RefSeq and is a predicted model, not a curated record. Gene Ontology annotation, biological process: Ras protein signal transduction; positive regulation of GTPase activity. Lineage: Eukaryota; Metazoa; Chordata; Amphibia; Anura; Bombinatoridae. The coding region runs from base 357 to 2450 and encodes 697 amino acids. Gene Ontology annotation, molecular function: guanyl-nucleotide exchange factor activity. Gene Ontology annotation, cellular component: plasma membrane.